UGAUUUUGUGGUUUUGCACAUUCUUGUUAUACUUUAUAUUUUAUACCAAUCUAUCGCCCAAUUCCAAAACCAUCGAUACUAUCAAUUUUACCAUCGAUAGUUUUGCAGCCCAGUGCUUAUUGUCCUUUGUCUCCCCCGAACAAAAUAUGAGCCGCGAAGUUCUCGAGCCUCCUUCUGUGCUCAUGAGCGAGAACCGUCGCUAUCGUGUGAAUGUUGUACACGAAGAUUUCGGCGGCGACAAGUGGAACGGCGGCAACAAACAAGGCCGCCCAACCAAAAAGGGCUAUGAGGAGACCGAUCUUUAUGGCGAAGAUGACGAUGAGGAGGACCCGGACGCCGCCAACAUAGAAGAGAAUGGUUCUGGCGGCUAUAAACUUUCAUUCCAUGUGUCCAAAUCAUUCUAUGGCGGGCUGAUUGGUUUGAAGGGAUCGACCAAACGUCGCAUCGAGGAAGAAACCCGAUCGGAAAUUUACAUUCCACGUCAGCACGAGGAGUCGUCACAUGUGACGAUUAAGGCCAAGGAUCGCAGCCAGGUGUGUGCUGCCUUGCGCCAGAUACGCUCCCUUGUUGGCUCCCUGCGCAGGAAGAUGCGUCCAACCCAUUUUCUGGCUGUUCCAUUGAACUUUGGCGAAGUGCAGAAUCGCUUUAUGGAGCUUAAGAAAAGCAUUUUGGAGGCCCAGUUUCCGGGCAUCGAUGAAGAACUCUUCAUUCCCGAGAUCUGUAUCCACUUAACUUUGGGUGUAUAUGUGCUGCUGGAUGACAAUGAGCGUAAGAAAGCAUUGGAGGAGCUCGAGUCCUGUCGCUCCAUCCUGGCAGAUCUAACCACUCCAUUCGAGAUGAAAGUCAAGGGUCUGGAGAUCAUGAACGAUGAUCCAAGCUCCGCCCGCAUUGUGUACGGCUGUAUUGAGGCUCCUGAAUUGCAGAAGUUCGCUGACCGUGUCCUAGCCCAUUUCCAAACCACUGGAUUUGCCGCCUCGGAUAACAACGAUCGCGAUUCCAUCAAGCUUCACAUGACCGUGCUUAACAAUCGCUACCGCAAGAAGGACAACAGUGCAAAGAAAUGCCCCAACAGCUUCGAUGUCCGUGAGAUACUGAAGCGUUUUGGGGACUUUGAUUUUGGAUCUGCCCAGUGUAGCACCGUCCACUUAUGCGCACUGAAUUCGAGUGGGACUGACGGUUUCUACAAGAUAAGUGGGAGUUUGAAAUUUUAGCAAGUUUCCCUAUAAUCCAUACUAUAUCCAAUAGGGAUGAAAUAAAUAUAAAUA
Molecule: messenger RNA, 1265 nt
Organism: Drosophila obscura
Lineage: Eukaryota; Metazoa; Arthropoda; Insecta; Diptera; Drosophilidae
Product: activating signal cointegrator 1 complex subunit 1
Exons: 4
Coding region: 147-1211 (354 amino acids)
Biological process (GO): DNA alkylation repair; regulation of DNA-templated transcription
Cellular component (GO): nucleus
Molecular function (GO): RNA binding
Source: RefSeq, a predicted model, not a curated record